Molecule: messenger RNA, 2301 nt
Organism: Pochonia chlamydosporia 170
Lineage: Eukaryota; Fungi; Ascomycota; Sordariomycetes; Hypocreales; Clavicipitaceae
Product: chloride channel protein
Exons: 1
Coding region: 1-2301 (766 amino acids)
Biological process (GO): chloride transport; transmembrane transport
Cellular component (GO): Golgi apparatus; membrane; early endosome
Molecular function (GO): voltage-gated chloride channel activity
Source: RefSeq, a predicted model, not a curated record
AUGGCCAACAUCAAUCAUGAGGCUGGCACAGAAGCUCACGCUUCAGAGACGACGCCGCUCCUCGAGCCUAGGCAUGACAGUGACCGCGAUGUUGAGUCACUCCGCUCUAGCUGUAGCGCAAAAGGCAACAUAGUCUUGCCAUCAACCUAUGAUGCCGAUGAUACCCCUUACAAAGACUACGCCAGUAUUGACUGGCUCCACGACUUGGUCAAAGACAACGAGCGGCACGGGCUUCGAGAUGCAGACGCUCGACGAGGUAAUAUUGCGUGGAAACGGAUAGCAAAGGCUUGGGACUCGGCAUCAGGAUGGGUAGCAGCCUUCGUUAUUGGCCUGUUAACAGCCUGCGUUGCAUUCGUUGUCGACAUCAGUGUUGAGACUGUCGCAGAUUGGAAGGACGGUUACUGCACUACAAAUAUUUGGCUAAAUCGCCGAGCUUGCUGCUCUGCUGAUGGCGACUACACACGUUGGAAACCAUGGUUCAAGAACUUUCCAUCGGCAUAUGUAGCAUACGUCGCAUCUGCUCUGCUUUUCGGCAUUAUCGCAGCCGGAGUGACCACGACAACCAAAAUGCGUCUACCCCCGGUUGUAGACCUAGACGUUUCCAACCGCAAAGGCAAAGCCGAUAGCGAUGAGGAACAAGUGGCCGAGCAACCUCAGGGCAAGAUACUAUACCUGGCUGCAGGUAGUGGCAUACCUGAGAUCAAAACGAUACUCUGCGGCUUUGUCAUCCCACAAUACCUCACCUUCAAAGUUCUUGCAGUGAAGGCUAUUGGCGCGACCUUUGCAGUAGCGACAGGAAUGUGCUUGGGCAAGGAAGGUCCUUUCGUUCACAUCUCAACAUGCGUUGGGUACCUUGUUGCGAAGCAUAUUCCCAAGUAUGCAGAGAACAACCGGAAGAUGCGAGAAAUGCUCAGUGUGGCAUGUUCUGCUGGCCUGUCGGUAGCAUUUGGUGCUCCCAUUGGAGGCGUGCUCUUCAGUUAUGAAGAAAUAAGCACCUAUUUCCCACGCCGCGUACUCUGGAGAUCGUUCCUAUGCUCCCUCGUCGCUGCCGCCACGCUCAAAGCGCUGGACCCCACAGGAACAGGAAAGCUAGUGUUAUUCGAAACAAACUAUGGCGUUGACUAUGCCGUUUCUCACUACGCGGUCUUCAUCUUUCUUGGUAUUUGCGGCGGAGUGUUUGGUGGGGUCUUUUGCAGCACCAAUUUCUUGUGGUCGAAGACAUUUCGAAAGCAGUCGUGGAUCAAGAAUAGUCCGGUUCUAGAAGUCUGUAUAGUGGUCUUCAUCACGGCGAUUCUGCAGUAUCCCAAUCCAUUGAUUCGUGAAACGGGGGAUAUCAUCAUGGAGCGCUUACUCGUUGACUGCAACGACAUCAAGGAAGACUGGAUCUGUGAACAAGAGGCUAAGGUGGGCGGGAAAGGCUUGUACUAUGCAUGGCUCAUCUCUGGCACAUUCAUAAAACUCAUACUCACCAUUAUCACCUUUGGGUGCAAAGUGCCAUCCGGUAUCAUCAUUCCUGCACUAGAUGCUGGUGCUUUAUUUGGAAGGAUGGUGGGCCAGCUUGUGCCCGAUAUCUCGCCGGGAAUAUUCGCUAUGGUAGGGUCCGCUGCAUUCCUUGCUGGAGUCAGCAGGAUGACUGUCAGUCUGGCGGUCAUAAUGUUUGAACUCACAGGGGAAGUCAAUUUCAUCCCACCCUUCAUGAUUGCUAUUCUCACUGCAAAGUGGGUUGCUGAUUCUAUCAGCGCCGAUGGCGUUUACGACUUGUCUCAGCACAUCAUGGGCCACCCAUUCCUGGACUCUGAACAGGCUGUCGUUAAACUCCGAGCUCUCAGAGACGGCGAGGAAGAAUCGCCAAUAGUGGGAAUGCUGAAUCCGCCGGCCCGAGUCAUGGAGCAGAUGACCAUACAUGCCGGACACAAUGCCCGAAUCCCAUUAUCCGACAUUGGAACCAAAUUGGACAGUCUGUCAGCUCAAGGAGUGUUGGACUUGGGGCUCGUAAUUGUCAAUGAGCAGGGACUCUGCAUCGGGUAUAUUCCAGAGGGCAACAUGACCUCUCUGGCACAUUUUAUAGGACAACAAGAGCUGCAGGGAAGGGAUACUGUCAGUUUUGCGGACGACAAUUUCGGGCGGCUACUGGAUCGCAGCCCUUUGAACAUAUCAGCAAAGGCACCUCUAGAACAUGCGGUAGACAUGUUUGGCAAAUUGGGUUUGAGCCACCUAAUUGUUGUUAACGAAGACACGGCCAGGGUUGUAGGAGUGGUUGGAAAGAAACGACUUUUGAGUUUCCUAGGCGGGUUGGAAUAG